This is a messenger RNA of Astyanax mexicanus (Mexican tetra), 4962 nucleotides long. Its product is annotated as polypeptide N-acetylgalactosaminyltransferase 5. The transcript has 10 exons. NCBI's taxonomy places the organism in Eukaryota, Metazoa, Chordata, Actinopteri, Characiformes, Acestrorhamphidae. The record is from RefSeq and is a predicted model, not a curated record. Bases 541 to 3129 code for a protein of 862 amino acids. Gene Ontology annotation, cellular component: Golgi apparatus.
CAACCGCAGGUAUCCAGCCCAGUGAAAGAGGAGGAGGCGGAGUCCCUCAGUCAGCAGGAGCUGGAGCUGGGCUCUGUGUGUUUCUGAGUUCUGAGCUCAGAGAGGCUCAGUGUUAUUUAGUGGGGUAAAUCUUAACUAGUUAAUUAAUUAACACCAGUAUAAAAAUGUAGGCGUGCACCUGGAGACUACUUACCUGUGAGGAGCACUACUGCCACGACUUAAUAUGAGAAAUGGGACUUUUAACUGCUUAAUGCUAGCUUUAGGUUAGCUAACCUUUCGUUACCUGCACAGCGUGGGACUUUCAGCAUGAAGAAUGAGGUUGCUCGAGUCGUGAGUUGGCCUCUUGCUUACUUUAACUCUUAAACUAACUUUCUGUGUGGGGAAAAAGCUCAAAAAAUGGAGAGAACUGAAAGCUGGAGAUGUUUCAGAGACGUUGCUGCUGCUGCCACGUAGCUAAAGCCCAAACACAGCCACUCCGUCCUCUGUAAGUAGGAGUUUAAUACUUUAACUGGCUUUUUAAACAAUAUUAUCCAGAGCAAAAUGAAGAUUAAGAAGUAUUUCAGGGGCAGUGGGAGAGUUCUGGCGUUUGUUUUCGUGGCCUCCAUACUUUGGCUGCUGUUUGACAUGGCAGCUCUCAGGCUGUCCAUCAGCGACGUGAAUAGCCAGCUUCUGAAGGAGCUGGUGGUGAAAGAAAGAGAGCUGGCUAAGAAACUAGUCACUAAAGGGCCUAAAUUAGCUGAUAUAGACUUUAAACAUCCUCUAGAAAAGGUACGAGUUGGUUUUGGGGAUGGUAAAAAGCCCGGAGAAAGGCUGGAGAAGAAGGUUGUGGAGGUGUAUAGAAAGAAAUGGGAGUUUAAUGGCAAAGUAGAGCAUGAAAAAGACGUCCAAACUCAAGCUGUUGCUAAACUACAACUCAAAGAGGAGUCACAAAUGAAAGAAGCGAUACAUUUGAACGGUUUGAAAAAGGAAAAUGUGCUGAACAACACAAAUAUAAGAAACAAAUCCAUACAGAAAAAACAAGCCACAGAGACUUUAAGACUCUCACACACCAAAACCACGCCAUCUGUUGUCCAGGAACAAAAACUACCCCAACAACUGCCCCAAGAACCCAAAAAAAAACAAGUCCAAGCCCUUCCAGGUAUCAAAAUGCUCAGCAACGCCACCAAAGACACUUCUAAAGCUUUUAAAGCACAAGUGCAGGACAACAAAUCACCAGCAAAUGCUGGUUUGCCUAAAAAAUCCAACAACACCACCCUCAAAGCUCUCCAAAAAAACAAACCAGCGAAACAAGAUGCUCACCAAACAGCCACUCCAACACAGCACCAUCCUGCCAAGGUCAUACAAAGAGAUGAGACAGAAAAAAAAGUCAUCGAUGACGAGGACCACCACCAAAAGAACGACUCCUCUGUCCAAAUCUUGGCAGUAACUUCCAAAGGCAAUAAGAAAUCAUCUCAGAAACUUGCUCACAGUGCUUUUAAAAACCCAGCAAAGCUCCAAGCUCCCCAAGAAGAACCAGAGAAGCUGUUAAACAUCUCAGGUGUGAGAAGAUCAGGUGGGGUCCACAAGGUGAUGGCCCUGGACGUGACCCACAAGCCCAGAGACGUGCACGCGGUAGGGCAGUUCGGGCACGCUGCAGUGGUGCCCCUGGAGAAGCAGGAAGAAAGCAAGAAAAGGUGGAGUGAGGGAUACUUUAACGUGUUCCUCAGCGAGCAGAUUCCAGUGGACAGAGCCAUUCCUGACACAAGACCCCCAGCAUGCUCAGAGAACCUGGUUCAUGAUGACCUGCCCACUACCAGUGUGAUCUUCUGCUUUGUGGACGAGGUUUGGUCAACUCUGCUCCGCUCUGUCCAUAGUGUAUUGAACAGGUCCCCCCCUCACCUGCUCAAAGAGAUCCUGCUGGUGGACGACUUCAGCACCAAAGAUUACCUGAAGGAAAAGCUGGAUGUCUACAUGUCUCAGUUCCCCAAAGUGCGAAUCAUCCGACUGAAGGAGAGGCAGGGGCUGAUCAGAGCGAGGCUGGCUGGAGCUGCAGAGGCAAAGGGUGAUGUUCUGACUUUUCUGGACUCCCAUGUUGAGUGUAACGUGGGCUGGCUGGAACCACUGCUGGAGAGGGUCUAUCAGGACCGACGAAAAGUAGCCUGCCCUGUUAUUGAGGUCAUAAGUGAUAAGGACAUGAGUUACGUGCUGGUGGACAAUUUCCAAAGAGGCAUUUUUAAAUGGCCUUUAGUGUUUGGCUGGAGCACACUGCCAGAGGACUACAUCAAAAAGAACAACAUGAAGGACUCAGAUCCCAUAAGAUGUCCUGUGAUGGCUGGAGGUCUGUUCUCUAUAGAUAAGAAGUAUUUUUAUGAGUUGGGAUCAUAUGACCCAGGCUUGGAUGUGUGGGGAGGGGAGAACAUGGAGAUCUCCUUCAAGAUCUGGAUGUGUGGAGGAGAGAUUGAGAUAAUCCCCUGCUCUCGUGUCGGCCACAUUUUCCGUGGAGAGAACCCUUACCGGUUCCCCAAAGACCGGCAGAAGACAGUAGAGAGGAACCUGGCUCGAGUGGCUGAGGUGUGGCUGGAUGAGUACAAAGAGGUGUUCUAUGGAUACGGGUAUCUCCAUCUGCUGGACAAAAACGUGAUCGAUGUUGGAAACCUUACAGAGCAGAUCCAACUGCGGAAAAAGCUACAGUGUAAGAGCUUCAAGUGGUACCUGGACAAUGUCUAUCCCGAGCUAGAAGCUCCUCUAGUGAAAGCCGAAGGCCUGGUUUUCAAUGUGGGUACCAGAAAGUGUCUAGCACUGGAGAAAGGCUCUUUAAUUUUUGAGACUUGUGAUCUCAGCAAGCAGAGCCAGCACUUCAACUACAGUUGGGUGAAAACACUUCGCCAGAAUACUUCCUGUGUCUCUCCACAAAGCACAAGAACCGGUGUGGCCAUGGAGCCAUGUGACAACACUAAAGCACACCAGCGCUGGCUCCACAAAGCCAAUAAAAUUCUGCCAGAGCAUCUGAUUGGAGAGGUAUCCUUCAGGGGCGUCUCCCAGCGAUUGUGUUUGGAGGCGGGGCCUAAAGCAAACAGUGUGUUCCUGAAGGCAUGUGAAUCAUCCAACUCCUUCCAGAAAUGGCAGUUCACCCACUACUACGCACAGUGAGCCACGCACAGAGGAAUUCAGCUGCCAGCAGGACAUGUUGUUCAUCUUGUUUUUUGGGGGUGAAGACAUUUUGAAGUGUUACUUCAGUAUUUUUUGAGGGAUGGAGAGAUGCAUGCAUGCAGUUGAUGUAGUUUUGGUAUAGGGGAUGUUUUUAAGGGUCUGUGCAAUGUUUUUUUUUUGUUGUUGUUUUUGUUUUUGUUUGUUUGUUUCUUUGCUUGGGGCAGAUCAAAAAUGGUUGCAAUGGCUUGGAGUAAUUUUGCGGGCAGCUACUCCACAUAUACUUUUAGGAUAUUAUAUUUUUUGACAUCUCUGAAAGUUUAUACUGUAUGUUUACUGCUGUGUUUGAUUGGAGAAACCAAAAUACCAAAAUUUGAAGUGCCUAAAAAUUAAGCACAUAAAUGUGUAUUGAAUACUUUUAAGUAGUUUUAAGUAAUUGUUUGGUUCUUGACACUAUUUGGGCUUCACGGUUUGGUAUGUGUAAGGUACAAAAGAAAGAAAACGUACAUUAGAAUAAACCAAGAUUUUUUUUUCCAUUUAAUUCAAAAAGACAGUUGGACAAGCUGCAGUUUGGUCCACCUAAUACUGUAUAGUGCCCCUUAAAUAGUUAAUACUGUUAAGUAUAAGGUACAAAAAGAUAAACCCAGGUUUCUCUUAUAUAUGGUUCAUACUACACGACUUUUUGAGUUGUCAGUCAUUGUGCUGUUCACACUACAUGACUGGUUAUGCUGUAAUCUUGAGUCCUUCAGUUGUUAAGACUGUUAAGCAUUUGGUGUUUGAUGUGUUUACACACACAUGCACACACAAAACACUAACACAUCAUUCUCCUCCUCAAAUCCAGCAUGAUUUUAUUAGUUAAAAUAGACAAUAAAGCCAAAAUAUUAAUUAUUUAAGUUUUAUUUCGAGAGAGAGGAAGAUGAUGUGGGCUGGGGGGGACAAACAAAACUAAAGGGAUCACACCAAUGCUCCUAAACCACUACAGUUCCAGCAAUACCAUGCAAAUCCAACUUACUUACAAGCUUACAACUUUGCACACACACAUUUAAUUACACAUUAUUGUAUUUACCCUAAUAGCACAUAUUGUGCAAUCUGUGUGACUAGGUGCAUCAAACCAUAUAACUCCUUAAAUGUGGCAGUUUGUUACAAAUACACAUAACUGUAAGCACUUAAUUUAAAGCACAGACACAUUUAUAGAUAGAGGAGCUGGAAGCUGACUGGAUCCAAAGGGACUUUGGGACAUAUCCGAGCCAUACACCCAGCUAUGAAUGAAAAAAAUCCAAAUGAACAUAUGUAUUAUGUUUCGCUCCAUGCUGUCCAUUUCUUUUGCCAGUUUUUUUUAUUGUACAAUCAACUCCUAGCUUUGUAGCUGAGCUGGGGUGGGUGGAGUAGCCUAACACAUGCUGAAUCAAAAGUAUUAUUUGUUACAUUUAAUAUAUAAAAAAAAUGCUACCAAAAAUAUAACUUGCAAUCAAAUCAACUAGAACAGAAGUUUAUUGGGCUUUAUCAUCUUAUUGUAAAUCCUUAGCUCCAAAGUGAAAGGUACAUAAUCACAUUAUAUUGUGAUAUAAAAAGGGAAAUUAAAUGACUAAUACAAAACUGAGGAAAUAAUAUUUUUAAUAAAAAAAAUAAGAAGUUAUUUUUUUAAGUUUCGUAUUAAACAUUGUGAAUACAUCGAGAGAAAAGAUAGGGUAGUAACUAGAAGCAGCCAGAAUAAGAGCUCGUGAGGUUGAGCAGGAGGGAGCUGGAUUUAAACAAAAAUGUGGGUUGGCUUGGGGCCUGGAAGACUGGAUUUAGAAACUUGCAUAAAUCAUAUCUGAUUUUUUUUUUUUUUUUUUU